AUGAAAGCAGUUUUCUUAUUUCUAGCAACUACGUUUGCAAACCCCAUUUUACAAAGACCGUUUCAUAUCUCCGAGGAUAAUCAUAUUAAAUUGCCACAUGAAUUACCAUUUCAUGAUAUAGAUAUAGAUCCACUGGAUAGAAAACCUUCGAUGUCUCCCGAUCCUUCCUUUAGAAAAAUUGGUCAUGACUACGCAAUUAGUUCGGAUUUACAAUUGUGUAAUAAUUUAACAUUACAUCAAAUAUUCCAUAAAUUUCCUAAUGCAACAGCUGCAGAUGCAGCUGUAACUCUGACUUUAUGUAUUGGGAUGGUUAAUUUUUUUAACUCCGGUAUUGGCGGUGGUGGUUAUAUUACUUGGGCUGACACUACACAUAAUGAUUAUAUGUCAAUGGAUUUUAGAGAAAUGUCACCAGCAGCAACAAAUCCAGAUUCAUUUACAGAAGAUUAUCAAACGAAGAUUGGUGGAUUAUCGAUUGCAAUCCCAGGUGAAUUGAAAGGGUUAUAUGAAUUUUUUAAGUUAAAAGGUAGUGGUACAGUAAGUUGGCAUGAUUUAUUAAAACCUGUUGUUGAUUUAGGAAAUAAAGGGUGGUUCAUCGAUGAAGCAUUAGCUGCUACAUUGAAAUUAUAUGAACCAAUCUUUACAACUGAUGGAAUUAAAGAUGAUUGGUCCUUUGUUCUCAAUGGCGAUAGUACCAAAGUCUUAAAGAAAGGUGAUCUUAUUAAAAGACCACGUUUAGCCGAUAUGUUAAACGUUUUAGCAUUAAAUGGUUCAGCAGAUCCCUUCUAUGAUCCAAACCAUUGGAUUGUGAAAUCAAUGAUUAAAACAAUUAAACGUUAUGGUGGUGUGGUGACUGCGGAAGAUUUCGAUCAAUAUUCUGUAGAUAUUAUGGACCCAAUUAGCAUAAAAUUAAGACAUGGAUUCCAAUAUAGUCCCAAUAAUGAUAUUACUCUAUUGACUAGCGGUGGUACUAGUAGUGGAGUAGCAUUAGGUGCGGCAUUAAAAUUGAUGGAUAAAUUCCCAAAUCAAGAAGGUGGAGAUUAUCAAGAUGAUACUACAUAUUUAUUAAUCGAAGCAAUGAAAUGGUUAGCUAGUGCAAGAAGUCAUUUAGGUGAUACGGGUCACACAAAUACAACUUUGGAUGCACAUGAUCUAUUAUUAUCCUCAAAUUGGACUCAAAAUGCUUACGAUAAAAUUUUACAAGGAAUUCAUCUCGAUGAUAGUACCGGAGAAACCUAUUACAAGACAAAUAACGAUUGGAAAUUUUAUGAACCAUUAUAUGAAAUUAAUGAGCCUCAUGGAACAACUCAUAUGAGUAUUGUUGAUAAAUUUGGUAAUGCUGUUGCCUUAACCUCUACUAUAAAUUUGUUAUUUGGAUCUUUAGUUCAUGAUCCAUUAACGGGUGUAAUAUUUAACAAUGAAAUGGACGAUUUCGCCCAAUUGAAUAAGACAAACACUUUUAAUUUGACUGCAUCUCAAUUUAAUUUAAUUCAACCAAAUAAGAGACCUUUGUCAUCAAUGACUCCAACGAUUAUAUUAAAUGAAUUGGGACAAAUCGAUUUUGUUGUAGGUGCAUCAGGCGGAUCUAGAAUUGCUACCUCUGUGUUUCAAUCUAUUGUAAGAACUUAUUGGUAUAAUAUGCCACUAUUAGAGACUAUUGCAUACCCACGUAUGCAUCAUCAGCUGUUACCAAAUGAAAUAGAAACAGAAGAUAUGGCUAUGGUUGGGCAUGAAACCAUUGAGAAUUUAAAACAAAUGGGUUAUAAUAUAGUUCAACAUGCACCAAAGAGUGUCAUUAAUGCAAUUAGAAGAGUCAAUGGUGAAUGGCAUGCUGUAAGCGAUUACUGGCGGAAACGUGGUAUUUCAGCAAUCCUAUAA
This is a messenger RNA of Maudiozyma saulgeensis, 1875 nucleotides long. Lineage: Eukaryota; Fungi; Ascomycota; Saccharomycetes; Saccharomycetales; Saccharomycetaceae. The record is from the annotation of a GenBank genome assembly.